This is a messenger RNA of Apis mellifera (honey bee), 841 nucleotides long. RefSeq lists its product as uncharacterized. The transcript is spliced from 2 exons. The coding region runs from base 250 to 816 and encodes 188 amino acids. NCBI's taxonomy places the organism in Eukaryota, Metazoa, Arthropoda, Insecta, Hymenoptera, Apidae. The record is from RefSeq and is a predicted model, not a curated record.
CAUCAAAUCAUUCAAAGAAACAUAGUCUUAUCAAUAUUUUUAAUUAUCAUUUUUAAUAAUACUCAAAUAAAGAGUAAAUACUUAAAAAGUAAAAAGUUUAAUAAUAUAACUUUAUAUUAUUUCUUAAUAAAAAUUUCAAUAACCUAUUAUUAUUUAUUAUUAACAUAAUCAAAUAUAUUGAAUAUAAUUAAAUAUUUUUUUCAAUUUUUAAAAAAUUUACAAAAAAUUUUAUAGUGUCAUACAUACAAAAUGAAGUGGUUAGUUUUUAAUACAUUAAUAAUUUGGAAUUAUAUAUCUUGUCAGGAUAUUGUUUUUCCAAGUGAUGAAGAAACAUAUGUAAACGGCAAUAUUAAGACGAUAACAGAACGUAAUCCAAUAUUUAUACCAGACUCAUGUCCUAAAAAUAUGCUUCUUUAUUCUGGAGUUGGAAAUAUAAGUACAUGGAUAUGUGAUUGUAAGCCUGGAUUUCUAUAUUUUCCAUUGAAUAAUAGUUGUCAUGAAGCAUAUAGACAAGGACCAUGUGCACCACAACAUUAUGUUGUGCUUCCUAAAAAUGAAGUUAUACCAAAAUGUAUAAAAAAUCCUUGCUUGCAGGAUGGUAUAAUACAAUAUAAUAACACAUGUUAUUCUUUAGGAACUACAGGUGGACCCUGUGCUCCUAAUGAAGUAAUAGCAGUAAAUACGAUUACAUUUGAAUUAGAAUGUACAUCAGAAAUUGAACCAUUUAUAAUAAUAAAAAUAUCUAAGGAAUGUCCUGUUGGAAGUCGUAGAAAUAUACUUGGAAUAUGCAAAAAAAUAAUAAAUAUUCCUAUGUAAUAAAUUUUUAUUUUUUAUAUAAAAA